This is a messenger RNA of Anguilla anguilla (European eel), 429 nucleotides long. Its product is annotated as histone H4. Gene Ontology annotation, molecular function: DNA binding; protein heterodimerization activity; structural constituent of chromatin. The record is from RefSeq and is a predicted model, not a curated record. Bases 21 to 332 code for a protein of 103 amino acids. Lineage: Eukaryota; Metazoa; Chordata; Actinopteri; Anguilliformes; Anguillidae. The transcript has a single exon. Gene Ontology annotation, biological process: nucleosome assembly. Gene Ontology annotation, cellular component: nucleosome.
UUCUGUCUUUUUUGAAGAAAAUGAGUGGGCGAGGAAAAGGCGGGAAAGGUCUCGGGAAAGGAGGCGCCAAGCGUCAUCGCAAAGUUCUCCGUGACAACAUCCAAGGUAUUACUAAGCCAGCGAUUCGUCGUUUGGCUCGCCGUGGUGGAGUCAAGCGUAUCUCAGGUCUCAUCUACGAAGAGACCCGAGGAGUGCUUAAGGUGUUUCUGGAGAACGUCAUUCGUGAUGCCGUCACCUACACUGAGCACGCCAAGAGAAAGACCGUCACCGCUAUGGAUGUGGUUUACGCUCUGAAGCGUCAGGGUCGCACUCUGUACGGCUUCGGUGGGUAAAUCUGUCUCAUUUGGAAAUCCGUUUUGCAUCUGCCCAAAGGCUCUUUUAAGAGCCGCCCAUAUUUUCUGUUAAAAGCAGCCAUUCCUUGUUAAUGUC